Molecule: messenger RNA, 654 nt
Organism: Penicillium atrosanguineum
Lineage: Eukaryota; Fungi; Ascomycota; Eurotiomycetes; Eurotiales; Aspergillaceae
Product: Hpt domain-containing protein
Exons: 2
Coding region: 1-654 (217 amino acids)
Biological process (GO): phosphorylation; phosphorelay signal transduction system
Cellular component (GO): cytoplasm; nucleus
Molecular function (GO): histidine phosphotransfer kinase activity; protein histidine kinase binding
Source: RefSeq, a predicted model, not a curated record
AUGGCUCCCACUGAACCCAGGGCCGAGGCGCCCAAGAGCACUCCUCCGAAGCUCUCUGAUGUCAAGGAACUUAUCGAUGAGAGCACUUUCGAGCAGAUCCUGGAAAUGGAUGAUGACGACGACCGUGAUUUCAGCAAGGGCAUCGUCUACGGCUUCUUCGACCAGGCGCACAACACAUUUGAAAAAAUGGAGAACGCACUGUAUGUUUCCCUGGCCUGUCAACACAGGUCCACUCUAACAUCCAUCAGGAAGGAUAAAAAGCUCGAGGAGCUCUCACAGCUCGGUCACUUCCUGAAGGGCUCUUCGGCCACACUGGGCUUGACCAACGUUAAGGACGCUUGCGAGAAGAUCCAGCAUUACGGCGCCGGCAAGGAUGAGUCCGGCUCCACAGACGAGCCCGAUGAGACGGUUUCUUUCAAGAAGAUCGCCACUACCUUGAAGGAAGUCAAGGUUGAGUACGCCAAGGUCGAGAAGUUCCUGCGCAGGUACUACGGCGAGGAGGUCAAGGAGGAGGAGCCCAAGAAGGAAGAACCCAAGAAGGAAGAACCCAAGAAGGAAGAAUCCAAGGAGGCACCCAAGAAGGAGGAGCCUAAGAAGGAAGAGUCCAAGCCCAAGGACGAGAAGGAAAAAAAGGAAGAGCCCACGAAGAAAUAA